This is a messenger RNA of Nothobranchius furzeri (turquoise killifish), 3002 nucleotides long. Its product is annotated as heparan sulfate glucosamine 3-O-sulfotransferase 2. Gene Ontology annotation, molecular function: [heparan sulfate]-glucosamine 3-sulfotransferase activity. Lineage: Eukaryota; Metazoa; Chordata; Actinopteri; Cyprinodontiformes; Nothobranchiidae. The record is from RefSeq and is a predicted model, not a curated record.
UGAAAGAUGAUUUAACAGGCGAAAGAUGUUCCAACACAAGAGCUAAUUUUCAGAAUUUAAACAUCAGUUUAAUGUCUUUUCUCUUGUAGAAAACUCACUGAAUUUUCUUGACACUUGCAAAAACGAACAUUUUUGGCUCAAAAAUGCGCUUUAGCUGCAUCAUGGAUGCCAGUCAUGCAGCAGUUGUGUUGUGAGGAACGACUAAUUGAGAUGAGAUGCUAAAUAUGUUUUCUGAACAGUAAAGGGGCUCUGACGUCACGGUGUAGAAACAUUUUCUGCUCGCUCAGCUGGUGUGGAGCUCUCAGUCCGCCCAUGGUUCCGGGGAGCGCGAUGCGCUCCCGCUCCGUGCGCAAUGAUAACGGACACCUCCGGGAGUUUUAGAGAGGGGGGUUGAUCAUCAGAUCAGCUCGUGGCAACGUGGCACAGUCUCUGGCGAUAAAUUAAGACGAUUGGAAUGUGGAUUAUUUACAACUGGAUUAAAGUCGGUGCCAUUAAGUGACAGAAGAGUUCCCCACUAAUGUUUUGGGCUGUUUAUUUUCUGGAGCCAUCGGACAGUUUAGCCACGAUCAAAGCAAACAUCAGAGAAGAUGAGGCGUAAAGUUGGUUAGAGAACCAUGCGCUUUCUGAAUAAAUGGAGAGAUGGUGCUCCUCUUCAGUCGACUUCUCCUCUUCUCUCAUCGGCUCAGAGGAGCAUCCAUUUGCCUGCUGUCGCUUUUCCUUUCGUACUUGUGCUACUCCGCGCUGUUCUCUGACAGCACCAUCAUGCACAAGUCAGCUGGUCCGACAGCCGGUUGUCACAGAGUUGAUGGAGCCAAACGGCGCCUUCACAAAUCCCUCUCCUGUCUUCUGCGCGUGGACUCGAGCUCGAGCGGUGCUGAUGAGAGAACAGACCAAAGACGCGCUUCCGCUGCUCCCAUCCUAAAGAACGACACCCCAAGUCCUCCCAUGAGCCAUUUAAAGUUUGGAAACAAAAAGUUACCGAAGGCCAUCAUAGUUGGGGUGAAGAAAGGGGGAACGAGGGCUGUUCUGGAGUUCAUCAGAAUCCAUCCGGACGUCCGAGCGGCAGGAACCGAGACUCACUUCUUUGAUAGAAACUAUGCCAGAGGCCUGGAGUGGUACAGAGGUUUAAUGCCAAGGACACUCGAGAGUCAAAUCACCAUGGAGAAGACGCCAAGCUACUUUGUGACCAAAGAGACUCCUCGUCGGAUCUCUGCCAUGUCCCAGGAUGUGAAGCUCAUCGUGGUGGUGCGUGACCCGGUCACUCGAGCAAUAUCUGACUACACUCAAACUUUCUCCAAAGCUCCCGACCUGCCGAGCUUCCAAAAGCUGGCCUUCAGGAAUCAGAGCAUGGGAGUUGUGGACAUGUCCUGGAACGCCAUCCGCAUCGGCCUGUACGCUCUGCACCUGGAGAACUGGCUCCGCUACUUUCCUCUGGCUCAGAUUCACUUCGUCAGCGGGGAACGCCUCAUCACGGACCCGGCGGGGGAGCUGGCUCGGGUGCAAGACUUUCUCGGGUUAAAACGCAUCGUAACGGACAAACACUUUUAUUUUAAUCGCACAAAGGGCUUCCCUUGCCUUAAGAAGCCGGAGAGCAGUGGCUCCCCUCGCUGUCUGGGAAAGUCGAAGGGCAGAACUCACGUGCAGAUAGACAGAGACGCUAUCGAGCAACUGCGAGACUUCUACAGACCGUACAAUGACAAGUUCUAUGAGAUGGUAGGACACGACUUUAAAUGGGAAUAGGACGUUUUUUACAUGAAGGAUAGAGAUGGAAAUGGGAUGCAGACAGAAAGCUUAUGCUAAACACCAACUGUAGCUCUGCUCUUUAACACAAAGCUCCUGCACUUGCAGUUUACCAGCAUCCGCAUUCUGUUUGUUCCAGAUAUCAUUUCGGCUUUGGGAUCAGAUUAUUUCUGUUGGCGCAGAUAACUGCCAGCUAGAUUGCAGACUUUCUCAUAAAAGAGCAGAUUCCAGGGAAUGGGAAUAGCUUAUCUUAAAGUGUCCUUUGCAGACUUUAGGAGGAACAAAUCAAGGCAGGGCUUGAAAGUAAGACCUUGAAAAAUGUCAGGAAGUCUUCUGGGAGAGGAGCUGCAGUGCCGUGGGUGGACAUCCAAAAUGUGAGGCUGUGCAACCAGAACAAACGAUCUAAAAGUACCCAAACUUUUCCACUGCAGCAUCAUUUGGAUCAGGUAUGUGCAGAAACACUGAUGCUUUGUUUCACUAAAGUGUCUAUAUUUUUAUUACAAUUUAAUUUAAUCACUGAACUGUUUGUCCACUUCAUGAAAUAAAGAGGAAAAUUGUCCGUUUAGAUUUUCUUCAUUUCCUAAAGCUUUGUACCUGGUGAAGUUUUGCUGGUAUUUGCUGCAUGCCCAGAACUCUGUUGUUUGAGGUUUCUUAUAGGGGGUUGUUGCAUGCAUAUAGGGGCUGAUGAUAAGUGCAUGAGCGGGUGUAGGUGUGAGGAAUUUCAAUCACCCUUCAAAGACAAAGCAAGGAGCACUGAGUGGCGGUGGGUUAUCAAACAGAACCGUGUGUCACAGCAAAAGUUUGUAUUUGGUUACGGUCUGUGAAUACUAAGGCUAUAACACCACCGUGCUUCCUGCAAAACAAGAACAGAGAUUUCAUCUUCUGGCUUAGAGAAGAACUGGGCUGGUCAGGAGACUUUAAAGAGCAAGUCAACCCCUACCAGAGUCUAACUCCACUCCCACUUCAUGUUUGAAAAAUGCAACACAUGUUGUUGACUGGCAGACCGAGGGGGCGGAGCCGCUAACAAAUACACACACACUCAGGCUCACGACAGCAUUGUGACAUCAUAAUGUACCAGUUUACAUCAUAGCAUACUUCUUAGCCAAUAGCGGUGGCAGAUUUAAAUUAAAAUACAGUGCAGAGUUUUUACCUGACAAUGGCACAACACUGCCAGUUUUAGGUAGAAUAUUUAAAUUUUAACUAAGAUGCACUGAAGUGCCAAAUUAUUGAUGGCACGUGUCUGCAGCACGAUUAGACACUCG